This is a messenger RNA of Rangifer tarandus platyrhynchus (Svalbard reindeer), 4827 nucleotides long. The record is from the annotation of a GenBank genome assembly. NCBI's taxonomy places the organism in Eukaryota, Metazoa, Chordata, Mammalia, Artiodactyla, Cervidae.
AUGAGGGGCAGCGACCGGGCCGCGGCGGCGCUGCGGCCGCGGGGCCGCGUCUGGCCGGUGUUGGUUGUGCUGGCGGCCGCUGCGGCCGGCUGCGCCCGGGCAGCCAUGGACGAGUGCACGGACGAGGGCGGGCGGCCGCAGCGCUGCAUGCCCGAGUUCGUCAACGCCGCCUUCAACGUGACCGUGGUGGCCACCAACACGUGCGGGACUCCGCCCGAGGAGUACUGCGUGCAGACCGGGGUGACCGGGGUCACCAAGUCCUGUCACCUGUGCGACGCCGGGCAGCCCCACCUGCAGCACGGGGCAGCCUUCCUGACCGACUACAACAACCAGGCCGACACCACCUGGUGGCAGAGCCAGACCAUGCUGGCCGGGGUGCAGUACCCCAACUCCAUCAACCUCACGCUGCACCUGGGAAAAGCAUUUGACAUCACAUACGUGCGCCUCAAGUUCCACACCAGCCGCCCGGAGAGCUUCGCCAUUUACAAGCGCACGCGGGAAGACGGGCCCUGGAUCCCUUACCAGUACUACAGCGGCUCCUGCGAGAACACCUACGCGAAGGCCAACCGCGGCUUCAUCCGGACGGGAGGCGACGAGCAGCAGGCCUUGUGCACAGAUGAGUUCAGCGACAUUUCCCCUCUCACUGGGGGCAACGUGGCCUUUUCAACCCUGGAAGGAAGGCCCAGUGCCUACAACUUUGACAAUAGCCCUGUGCUGCAGGAAUGGGUAACUGCCACUGACAUCAGAGUAACUCUCAAUCGCCUGAACACUUUUGGAGAUGAAGUGUUUAACGACCCCAAAGUUCUCAAAUCCUAUUAUUAUGCAAUCUCUGAUUUUGCUGUGGGUGGUAGGUGUAAAUGUAAUGGACACGCAAGCGAAUGUGUGAAAAACGACUUUGACAAGCUGGUGUGUAAUUGCAAACAUAACACUUAUGGCGUGGACUGUGAAAAGUGCCUUCCUUUCUUCAACGACCGGCCGUGGAGGAGGGCGACCGCCGAGAGUGCCAGCGAGUGCCAGCCCUGUGACUGCAAUGGCCGAUCGCAGGAAUGCUACUUUGACCCUGAACUAUACCGUUCCACGGGCCAUGGUGGCCACUGUACCAACUGCCAGGACAACACAGACGGCGCCAAGUGUGAGAGGUGCAGGGAGAAUUUCUUCCGCCUCGGGAACAGGGAAGCCUGCUCUCCCUGCCACUGUAGUCCUGUUGGUUCCCUCAGUACACAGUGUGAUAGCUAUGGCAGGUGUAGCUGUAAGCCAGGAGUGAUGGGGGACAAGUGUGACCGUUGCCAGCCUGGGUACCAUUCUCUCACUGAGGCUGGGUGCAGGCCAUGUUCUUGCAAUCCUUCUGGCAGCAUAGAUGAAUGUAAUGUUGAAACAGGAAGAUGUGUUUGCAAAGACAAUGUUGAAGGCUUCAAUUGUGAGAGAUGCAAACCUGGAUUUUUUAAUCUGGAAUCAUCUAACCCUCGGGGGUGCGCCCCCUGCUUCUGUUUUGGGCAUUCUUCCGUGUGUACAAAUGCCGUUGGCUACAGCGCCUAUUCUGUAACCUCUGCCUUUGAGACCGAUGAGGAUGGGUGGCGUGCAGAACAAAGGGAUGGCUCUGAAGCAUCAUUUGAGUGGUCCUCCGAGAGGCAGGAUAUUGCCGUCAUCUCAGACAGCUACUUUCCUAGGUACUUCAUCGCUCCUGCAAAGUUCUUGGGCAAGCAGGUGUUGAGUUAUGGUCAGAAUUUCUCCUUCUCCUUCCGCGUGGACAGGCGAGACACUCGCCUCUCGGCAGAAGACCUGGUGCUUGAAGGAGCCGGCCUAAGAGUGUCUGUGCCCUUGAUCGCUCAGGGCAAUUCCUACCCAAGUGAGACCGCUGUGACAUACGUCUUCAGGCUCCAUGAAGCGACAGAUUACCCUUGGAGGCCUACUCUUACCCCUUUCGAAUUUCAGAAACUCCUGAACAAUUUGACCUCUAUCAAGAUUCGUGGGACAUACAGUGAGAGAAGUGCUGGCUAUUUGGAUGAUGUCACCCUGGCAAGCGCUCGUCCUGGGCCCGGGGUCCCCGCAACUUGGGUGGAGUCCUGCACCUGUCCCGUGGGAUAUGGAGGGCAGUUUUGUGAGAUGUGCCUCUCGGGUUACCGAAGAGAAACCCCGAGCCUUGGCCCAUACAGUCCGUGUGUGCUCUGCACCUGCAACGGGCACAGUGAGACCUGUGACCCUGAGACAGGUGUUUGUAACUGCAGAGACAACACGGCCGGGCCCCACUGUGAGAAGUGCAGCGAUGGCUACUAUGGAGACUCGACCACGGGGACCUCCUUCGAUUGCCAGCCCUGUCCAUGUCCCGGGGGCUCCAGCUGUGCCGUUGUCCCUAAGACACAGGAGGUGGUGUGCACCAACUGUCCUACCGGAACGACCGGUAAGAGAUGUGAGCUCUGUGAUGACGGCUACUUCGGAGACCCUCUGGGUAGUAACGGCCCCGUGAGGCUUUGCCGCCUGUGCCAGUGCAAUGACAAUAUCGAUCCCAACGCAGUUGGGAACUGCAACCGCCUGACGGGAGAAUGCCUGAAGUGCAUCUAUAACACGGCCGGCUUCUACUGUGACCGGUGCAAAGAUGGAUUUUUUGGAAAUCCCCUGGCUCCCAAUCCAGCAGACAAAUGCAAAGCCUGUGACUGCAACCCCUACGGAACGGUGAAACAGCAGAGCAGCUGUAACCCCGUGACCGGGCAGUGCGAGUGUCUGCCCCGUGUGACCGGCCGGGACUGCGGCGCUUGUGACCCCGGAUUCUACAACCUGCAGAGCGGGCAGGGCUGUGAGAGGUGUGACUGCCACGCUUUGGGUUCCACCAACGGACAGUGUGACAUCCACAGUGGCCAGUGUGAGUGCCAGCCUGGCAUCACCGGUCAGCACUGUGAGCGCUGCGAGGUCAACCACUUUGGGUUUGGACCCGAAGGCUGCAAACCCUGUGACUGUCAUCCUGAGGGGUCUCUUUCCCUCCAGUGCAAGGAUGAUGGUCGCUGUGAAUGCAGAGAAGGCUUUGUGGGGAAUCGCUGUGACCAGUGUGAAGAGAACUAUUUCUACAAUCGGUCUUGGCCUGGCUGUCAGGAAUGUCCAGCUUGUUACCGGCUGGUGAAGGAUAAGGUUGCUGAUCAUCGAGCAAAACUCCGGGAAUUAGAGAAUCUCAUUGCAAACCUUGGAACUGGGGAUGAGAUGGUGACAGAUCAAGCCUUUGAGGAUAGACUAAAGGAAGCAGAGAGAGAAGUUACCGAACUCCUUCGUGAAGCCCAGGAUGUCAAAGAUGUAGACCAAAAUCUGAUGGAUCGCCUCCAGAGAGUGAAUAACACCUUAUUCAGCCAAAUUAGCCGUUUACAGAAUAUCCGCAAUACCAUUGGAGAGACCGGAAACUUGGCUGAACAAGCACGUUCCCGGGUAGAAAGCACAGAGCAGUUAAUUGAGAUCGCAUCCAGAGAACUUGAGAAAGCAAAGGUUGCCAUCGCCAAUGUGUCAGUCACUCAGCCAGAGUCUACAGGGGACCCCAACAACAUGACCCUUUUGGCAGAAGAGGCACGGAAGCUUGCUGAACGCCAUAAACAAGAAGCUGAUGACAUUGUACGAGUAGCGAAAACAGCCAGUGAUACCUCAGCCGAGGCGUACAGUCUGCUUUUGAGGACGCUAGCAGGAGAAAAUCAAACAGCAUCUGAGAUUGAAGAGCUUAAUAGAAAGUAUGAACAAGCAAAGAACAUCUCCCAGGAUCUGGAGAAGCAAGCUGCCCGUGUACACGAGGAGGCCAAGAAGGCUGGUGACAAAGCGGUGGAGAUCUACGCCAGUGUAGCCCUGCUUACUCCUGUGGACUCAGAAGCACUGGAGAAUGAGGCAAAUAAAAUCAAGAAGGAAGCUGAAGAUCUGGACCGUCUGAUUGAUCAGAAGUUGAAAGAUUACGAGGAUCUCAGAGAGGACAUGAGAGGCAAAGAGUUUGAAGUAAAGAACCUUCUGGAGAAAGGAAAGACUGAACAGCAGACUGCCGACCAACUCCUCGCCCGAGCUGAUGCUGCCAAGGCUCUUGCGGAAGAAGCUGCCAAAAAGGGACGAAACACCUUACAAGAAGCCAAUGACAUUCUCAACAACCUGAAAGAUUUUGAUAGGAGAGUGAAUGAUAACAAGACGGCUGCAGAGGAGGCCCUAAGGAGAAUCCCUGCCAUCAACCGGACCAUAAUUGAAGCCAAUGAAAAGACCAGGGAAGCUCAGCAGGCGCUGGGCAAUGCUGCCGCAGAUGCCACCGAGGCCAGGAACAAGGCCCACGAGGCGGAGAGGAUCGCCAGCGCUGUCCAGAAGAACGCUACCAGCACCAAGGCAGAAGCUGAAAGGACUUUUGCAGAAGUUACAGAUCUGGAUAACGAGGUGAAUAAUAUGUUGAAACAACUACAGGAAGCAGAAAAAGAGCUGAAGAAAAAACAAGAGGAUGCUGACCAGGACAUGAUGAUGGCAGGGAUGGCUUCACAGGCUGCUCAGGAAGCCGAGAUCAAUGCUAGAAAAGCCAAAAACUCUGUUACCAACCUCCUCAACCUUAUUAAUGACCUCCUGGAGCAGCUUGGGCAGCUGGACACAGUGGACCUGAACAAGUUAAAUGAGAUUGAAGGCACCCUGAACAAAGCCAAAGAGGAAAUGAAAGUCAGUGAUCUCGACAGGAAGGUGUCCAACCUGGAGAACGAAGCCAGGAAGCAGGAGGCUGCCAUCCUGGACUAUAACCGAGACAUCGAGGACAUCCUGAAGGACAUCCGAAACCUGGAGGACAUCCGGAAGACCUUACCCUCCGGCUGCUUCAACACCCCGUCCAUUGAGAAGCCCUAG